This is a messenger RNA of Hydra vulgaris (swiftwater hydra), 954 nucleotides long. The record is from RefSeq and is a predicted model, not a curated record. Lineage: Eukaryota; Metazoa; Cnidaria; Hydrozoa; Anthoathecata; Hydridae.
AUGUAUAAACCAGUUGUUUUAAAAAACUGUCUGCAUUCGUUUUGUGCACCAUGUAUAUUACCACUAAUCAAUGGUAAACUAUUAUUUAAAAAAAAAUGCCCUAAAUGCUCCUUUUCAAUUUCAAUUGAUGGAAUAACCUCCUCUAGCAAUGUUAUUGAAAUGAUAAAUAAUAUUCAAGAAGAAUGUAAGCAACAUUGCGGUAGAUUAUUUAAAGUGUCACAACAAUCAGAACGCUUCAACCAUCAAAAUAAUUGUCAGACUCCAAUACCAAUUUCCACAACCUUGUCAACACCCUCAUCACAAACAACUCUAACAGAUAUAUUUGCAUUAAAUUCAACAAGUGUUAUCACAAGGGAUAUUGAUGCUGUUGCACUUCAUAUUAUUAAACAAAAAAUGUUGCAAACAACAUCCAAUGUAAUAGAAUUUCAGACAGAUGGACCAAGGCCUUUAUGCUUCACAUCAACACCAAAAGCCUAUAAAGAAAGUAAAGAUGCAACUUUACGAACAGUUCGCAAACGACAAUCACAGUUAAACGAUUACAUAAGCACAACAUGUGGUGGAAGCAUUAGGUCCAAAAUCAACCAAACCACUACUCUUUUGAAAUCAUUCAAUGAAAAUGAACAAGAAAUUAUUCUAAGUAACUCAAAUAUUUCAAAAACCAAAAUAUCAGCUGAAGAAAUAACAAGUUUAAAAGCUAACAUGAGCAGUACUUAUGCCAACAUGAAAAUAUUAUCUAGAUGGUUGAAAACCAACAACAUCAUUUGUGCUUCAAACGCACAACAAAGAAGCCUGGCUAAGAAAUGGUCAUGUGAUGAUCUUAUUAUUGAAAAAGCUCCAUUUAUGGUUGAAAAAAAGAAGUCCAAAGGUUCUUUUGAAAUAAAAGAAUUGCCAUGUGCUUAUAUUAACAAUCUGCAUGGACAUAUAGUAAAUGUGCUAGAUAGAUUAGAAAGGUAA